GCCAAAUAAUAAUGCAAAAAUGUUGAAGGAACUCAUGCACAAGCAUGUGUAAUACUAUCUCCAUCUAACCCCAUUUUAGUCAUUUCAGAAACUAUCAUUUUUUUUUGGGACCCAAAAAAGUGUUAUACUUUCAGUUUCGGACAAACAAACAAACAAAUCAGUCAUUUCAGAGACUAUUAUUUUUUUUGGGACCGAUCACAAAAAGUGUUAUACGUUCAGUUUCGGACAAACAAACAAACAAAUCAGCUUUGCCUUAACGCUCCUCUGUCGCUCUCCUAACUCACUUGACUCACAUUUGACCUGGGAAAGGAAAUCGGGCUUUUCUUUUUUUAUUCUUUUUUUAAAGAAUGGGUAACUGUAACGGUCUUCCCUCCGCCGAUAACCAGUUCCGACCAGACUCCGACUCUGGCGGUGGUCCCCACCAUGGCAUCAGCGUCAAACCUGCCGGCCCAUCACCGCUAAGACCCCAACAACCUUCAACCCGCCAUCACUAUUCCUCCGCCGCCUCCAACAACCGCCUCGCCACCUCCACCACUCCACCCAUCGGUCGUGUGCUCGGCCGUCCCAUGGAGGACGUCCGGUCUACGUACGUCUUCGGCCGCGAGCUCGGCCGUGGGCAGUUUGGUAUUACCUACUUGGUGACUCACAAAGAAACCAAGCAGCAGUUCGCUUGUAAAUCUAUCGCCACGCGUAAGCUUAUCAACCGAGAUGAUAUCGAAGACGUACGCCGUGAAGUCCAGAUCAUGUAUCACCUCACCGGCGACAGGAACAUUGUGGAGCUGAAGGGGGCUUAUGAGGAUCGGCACUCGGUGAAUCUGAUUAUGGAGCUGUGUGAGGGAGGGGAGUUGUUUGAUCGGAUUAUAGCGAAAGGUCAUUAUUCAGAGAGGGAGGCGGCUAAUUUGUGUAGGCAAAUCGUGAUGGUGGUGCAUAGCUGUCAUUCCAUGGGGGUGAUGCACAGGGACUUGAAGCCUGAGAAUUUCUUGUUCUUGAGUAAGGUCGAGGAUUCUCCAUUGAAGGCUACAGAUUUCGGGCUCUCUGUAUUUUUCAAGCCAGGAGAUGUUUUUAAGGAUCUUGUUGGAAGUGCUUACUAUGUAGCUCCAGAAGUAUUGCGCAGACGUUAUGGACCUGAAGCUGAUAUUUGGAGUGCCGGGGUGAUCCUUUACAUUCUCCUUAGUGGGGUCCCACCAUUCUAUGGAGAAACUGAACAGAGUAUCUUUGAUUCUAUUCUUCGGGGUAAUAUUGAUUUCUUAUCAGAUCCAUGGCCCUCUGUUUCCAGCAGUGCUAAAGAUCUUGUGAGGAAGAUGCUACGAGAUGAUCCUAAAGAACGGCUUUCAGCAUUUGAAGUCCUAAAUCAUCCAUGGAUGCGUGAAGAUGGUGAUGCAUCUGAUAAGCCUCUUGAUAUUGCUGUUUUAACUAGAAUGAAGCAAUUCAGGGCAAUGAAUAAACUCAAAAAAGUUGCUCUAAAGGUAAUUGCAGAAAAUCUGUCUGAAGAAGAAAUCAUAGGUUUGAAGGAGAUGUUCAAAUCCAUGGACACUGAUAACAGUGGAACAAUCACCUUUGAGGAGUUAAAAGCUGGCCUUCCUAGACUUGGUACUAAGCUUUCUGAGUCUGAAGUGAGGCAGUUAAUGGAAGCGGCUGACGUUAAUGGAAAUGGAACGAUUGAUUACAUUGAGUUUAUAACAGCUACCAUGCACUUGAAUAGAAUGGAAAGAGAAGAACACUUAUACACUGCCUUCCAACACUUUGACAAGGAUAAUAGUGGGUAUAUUACAAUGGAAGAGCUAGAGCAGGCCCUUAGGAAGUAUAAUAUGGGUGAUGAGAAAACAAUAAAAGAGAUCAUCACAGAAGUUGACACAGAUAUGGAUGGAAGAAUUAACUAUGAUGAGUUCGUUGCCAUGAUGAGAAAAGGCACCCUGGAGUUGGUUGGAAACCGACAAUGCAAGUAAGCUGAAUGCAGCGAGCAUCUCUGCUGGCUCAAAUUCAUGUCUCGACUGGUUUGUUUAUUUGUGCGGUUUUGUUUUGACCACAAUGACGUGUGAUCUCAGUUUCACUACCUGGGAUCAUGAGAUAGUCCAUGCUUUAUGAAAUCAUUAGUGGUUUGUCUAUUCCUGCCCUUUGCCACAGAAAUGAAACAGAUUGCCAUCAAACCGGGGGAGAGUGCAAUUAUAUCAAGGUUCGGCUGAUUUAUUGGUUGAAUGCCAGAGUGCGAAAUUAAUAUGAACUUAAACUUUCCUCAGAUGCGUUACAGAUUAAGAGAGGGAGGCGCAUGAUUUUUAGUUUUUGCUUGUUUGUACAUUGUGCAAUUGCUAGACCAUGACAGAUGCGAUGUUGAAAUGGGGCACGGCCAGUUGAGCAUUCAGCGAGUAGAGAGCCACAUUUAUUGCCGCAUCAAUAUGGCGCAAAUCCUCUCCGUGUUGGCUGUAGCAACUGGCAACUGAAUGAAGUCUAGCAGAUGCUAAGGUUCAACCCACUUAAUUCAAUAUGUUGUUUAGGAAUUUGAUAUUUAAUGCAUUUUAGUUUUAUACAAGCAGCAUGGCUUUCAAUUGGUAUGAACUGCAGCCUGGGUCCGGCUGUGGUCCUCAACGUCCCUCAUGCUUGUUUGAUUGAGGUUGUAGAACUUUUUGCACCACGAUGCCUGAAUAAAAUUUUUCUU
This is a messenger RNA of Durio zibethinus, 2653 nucleotides long. Its product is annotated as calcium-dependent protein kinase 3-like. Gene Ontology annotation, biological process: protein phosphorylation. Gene Ontology annotation, molecular function: calcium ion binding; ATP binding; protein kinase activity. The record is from RefSeq and is a predicted model, not a curated record. NCBI's taxonomy places the organism in Eukaryota, Viridiplantae, Streptophyta, Magnoliopsida, Malvales, Malvaceae.